GGAGAUCCAAAUAUAAAUUCUCAAUUUAAAAAUGAGAAAAAUGCUGUUGUGUUUGGCAGAAAUGAUUAGCCUUGAAAUUUGUUGUUAAAAAAUUGCUAGACUUGAAUCAUCAACUCAAACCCUAUUCUUGAAUUCAACUGUCAAUGAAGUAACUGCAUUCUAUUGAUUUGGUUGUUUGUGGGGUUUAAUGGAGAAUUGAAACAGAGGAAAUGCUUCCUUUGAGAACUCAGAUGCUUGGGUUCCUCGUCAAACCAAAGCUUCUUCUUUUAACAAGAAUGAUAUUCACUUCAAUUAGAUGUUUUGUGGGCAUGGCAUCUCAGAGAAAUUCAUACGAUUAUACAUACUUGUUACAGCGUUGUAAAGGCACCAAAACCAUCAAAAGCAUACAUGCCCAGAUAAUUAUUGGAGGGUUUGAGGAGAACCCAUUUCUUGGUGCAAAGCUUGUGGGCAAGUACGCCCAGUGCUAUGAAUCAAACAUCGAAGAUGCAAGGAAGGUGUUCGACUGUUUGCCUGACAGAGAUGUUUUUGUGUGGAAUACGAUCAUUCAGGGUUAUGCAAAUCUGGGUCCUUUUAUGGAAGCAUUGAAUAUUUAUGAAUAUAUGCGAUGCAGUGGAGUUGCUGCAAACAGGUAUACCUUCCCUUUUGUGUUAAAGGCUUGUGGUGCAAUGAAAGAUGGGAAGAAGGGUCAGGCUAUUCAUGGGCAUGUUGUGAAACAUGGACUUGAUUUGGAUCUGUUUGUUGGAAAUGCUCUUGUGGCAUUUUAUGCCAAAUGUAACGAAAUUGGGGCAUCGAGGAGGGUGUUUGAUAUGAUCUCUGAGAAAGAUAUUGUAACUUGGAAUUCAAUGAUUUCGGGCUAUGCCAUUAAUGGAUGUGCAGAUGAUGCUCUUGUGCUUUUCCAUAAUAUGCUGCAAGUGCAAGGUGAUACUGUGUAUGCACCUGAUAGUGCUACUCUUGUUGCUAUUCUUCCUGCUUGUGCACAAGCAACAGCCAUCCAAGAGGGCCUGUGGAUUCAUUCUUAUGUAAUAAAGUCAGGCAUUGAACUUGAUGCCGCUUUAGGCAGCGGUCUUAUUGCAAUGUAUGCAAACUGUGGCCUUUUGAACAGUGCCCGGGAUGUAUUUGAUCGGAUCGAUGAUAAAAAUAUUGUGGUCUGGAAUGCAAUAAUAAGGUGUUAUGGUAUGCAUGGCCAUGCAGAUGAAGCUCUCAAAAUGUUCUCUGGGCUAAUUGAUAGUGGUUUACAUCCAGAUGGAGUCAUAUUCUUAUGUUUGUUGUCUGCAUUUAGUCAUGCAGGGAUGGUUGCAGAAGGAAUGGAACUUUUUGAGAAAAUGGGGGAUUAUGGAGUUGAGAAAAGUUCUGAGCAUUAUGCUAGCGUGGUAGAUAUCUUGGGUCGAGCUGGGUUUCUUCAUGAGGCAGUCGAGUUUGUUAAAAACAUGCCCAUGCAGCCAGGGAAGGAUGUCUAUGGUGCCUUGCUUGGUGCUUGUAGAAUACAUAAUAAUAUAGAACUUGCAGAAGAAAUAGCAGAGAAGUUAUUUGUUCUUGACCCUGACAAUGCUGGGCGGUACAUAAUUCUUGUUAAGAUGUAUGAAGAUGCAGGUAAGUGGGAGAAUGCAGCAAGACUGAGGAAGGCGCUGAAAGAGAAGAAUAUCAGGAAGCCACUUGGAUGUAGUGCAAUUGAGUUGGGUUGUGUUCUCCACACAUUUGGAGUGGAAGAUAAAUCUCAUCCAUUUAAAGAUCAGAUUUUUGACACAUUGGAAAGGUUGGAUAAUAUAAUGGAGGAAGAGGCCGGAUUGUUUGAUAGGUUCCCUUUGGUAGAAACCAUCUAAUGCUGUCCACACCCCAUCCAUUGCCAUCCACAUCCCAUUGUAACAACAACAAACAACUAGCUGCCAUUGUUCAAGACAUUCUCAAUAGAUUUAACUUACUGGAAUCUUACAUAAAAUAUCAAAAAACAUGUACCUUAACAGCAUGGGAACUGAUGGAUUCGCAGUCUAGAUGACUUUCUAUGUGCUGUAGAGGUUGCGGCUUGGUGUAUUUUUAAGGCUGUCCAUGGCAACUUUCUGAAGGGGUAGAGGUGUGGGAAUUGUUUUGUGCAGAGAGUAUUGUGACUGCAGGGUCACCAUUUUCAAUGAACUAACAAGACUAGAGGAAGAUGGUUUUGUGUACACCAAUCAACCACAGUGGAUCAUCUUCCAUCUUUUGCUAUUCCAUCCUGUGAAACGAAGAUGUGGUGGCUUCCUUCUGGAUUUUAGAGGAAUUGACCAAUUUUUGUUCACAGCCAUGCAUCAAAAAAGUUUUCAUCACUCAAUGAAAUACGGCGCCUUGGCCUUAAACAUCCAUAUACACGCUAGAACAUUGAAACUUCUCAAUGGUCUUACUACAACUGACGUCAAAGUGGAUGAUGCUUCAGAAUUUUUUCCUUUCAUUAUAUUUGUUGUUGAAUUUGGAGGUGUCUUGUUGUAUUCAUAGCAUUUUUUUUAUCAAAAUGAAUUGGUUGCAAGAUACUAGAUUGACAAAUGAUUUGGAGCAUCGUCUUAUGGUCUAAAGAACUAUGCAUCCCUUAUGGGGUAAGAGCUA
Vitis vinifera (wine grape) is the source of this 2571-nucleotide messenger RNA. Its product is annotated as pentatricopeptide repeat-containing protein At3g12770. The transcript has 3 exons. The coding region runs from base 210 to 1820 and encodes 536 amino acids. NCBI's taxonomy places the organism in Eukaryota, Viridiplantae, Streptophyta, Magnoliopsida, Vitales, Vitaceae. The record is from RefSeq and is a predicted model, not a curated record. Gene Ontology annotation, molecular function: protein binding; RNA binding. Gene Ontology annotation, biological process: RNA modification.